GUGCGCGAGGUUUAUGGAAACUCAACAUUUACGCUUUGUCACAUUUACAAACUAAUAUAUAUAUUUUUUUUUUGUGCAAAAUACGUGGGGCUCUAACAGACCUAUUUGAAGGGACAUUAAUCAUUGGAAUAAAGAGCCAGUAAUUCUAAACGUUUCAUUGACAUGUCACUUUCACUUUCCCUGUAAAUAAAAGGUACAUUCACAUGUGGUUUCUCAUAAUUCAAUAGCGCUCAAUAAUACAAUACUUUUAGAGAACUUGCAAAUGCUUCACCUUGAAAUAAUAAGUGAACAUGUUUAUCGAUUCGUUAUUAAAUGGUUUAGGAAAAAGCCAUCAUUUACAGCGGGCAAUUUAGCGAAAUGAGGAAUGACGGAUUGUGGAAUGAGGAAGAGAGACAGGAGUUGACCAUUCUGCCUGUACCAUUUGCGUGGACCAUUCUGUUUCGCAGGACUCGAGUAGACAGAUGAUGAUCUCGAAGAAGUCAGACAAGUCUCCCGCUGAAACGUAAGUUACAAUUUUAUCUAUUACAGAUGUCAAGUUAAAUGCAGGUGUCACAGUUGCCUUUGAGGCUUAUCAUCACGUUUUGGAUUUACCUGUUACUCACAUGCUCUCUAUGCACAAUUCAAUAUAUGACAUUAGCUAUCUCUUAGCCUUCUCUAAACUUGUUUGACUUUAUCUGUAUUUUUCCAAGUCAAUCGUAUUGAAAUUUGUGAUCAAUUUUGGAUUGUGUUCAUACAUUUCCCUUUUUGGUGAUACAUUUAUUUUUAUUCCUUGACAUCACAGAGGAAAUGAGAGUAAAUCAUGUGAGUGUGGCAUGAUGCGGUGGCAGACUUGAAGCUGUGCCUGUGUGCAUUUUUAGACUUGAUUUUCCCUAACAAAACAUUUAACAACCCCUACUGAAAUGUCCAUUAAUUAUAAUCCACAUAAUAAUUCACAUUUCCUGUUGCUGCAAGAUUAUUUUCCUGCUGUAGCAAACUGGCUCAAAUUAAGAUCCCACAUCUGUAUGAGUGCCCGGCAGCUGGUCCUGAGGCAGAGAGCAGAGCUGCUGCGUGCCCUGUGCUGUGGUGGCUCUUCUGAGGGUCUGGAGAGUGUAUUGGACCUACUCCUGUCCUGGGGCAUGCUGUUCUGGGAGGACUACCAGAAUGUACUGGUACCAUGCCGUGGUUUGUGUGCCAACACAAGGGUGCUACUAGAUCUGGUGUACACCAAGGGAGAUGAGACCUGUCGACUGCUCCUGGCUGCUUUCAAACAGGUCCUCCCUGAGGCCCAAAGAGCUGGCCUCUCUUUUGGAAACUGUUGUACUGCCGAUCUAGAAAAUACAAGAGAUGAUACAAAAGAACUACAUGGUACAGCUAUCCAGACCCUCCAGACAGACAGGCCUGAUCUGGUGAGGAGGCUAAGGGACCAUAUUGAAGGAGCUCUGGAGGCCCUGCUGCAUACGGGCAGCUUUACACCAUCUGAUUGCGAUGAAGUGCAGCUACCUGUGUACACCCCCUCACAACAGACAAGGCGUCUACUGGACCAGGUCAGAUCAAAGGGGGAGCCUGCAGCAAAGGUCCUACUGCAAUACUUUCAGCAAACAGAGGACCAUCCCUCACCAUCUAACCAAGAGGCUCCUCCCAAAGAGUGCUUGUCCUAUCAGAAGAAGCUGCGCAGCACUGUGUCGGCCCAGUCACAUUUCCUCAGAACAUAUGGAGGAACCAGCAGUCUGUCUCUAGAAGACAUCUACACAGAGGGUCAGCUGGAGCUUGCCCAGGGUGGCAGUGAGGCCCAGCCCCAGACUGGUGCUCUGGGGCUGGAGGACGUGGUGGGCCUGGUGGGCACCCUGAACCAGGAGGCUGACACUGUGCUAGUCUCUGGGGAUGCAGGCAGUGGGAAGAGCACCCUUCUCCAGAGGCUGCACCUCCUCUGGGCCAGGGGGGCGGCUCUACAUGAUUUCUUCCUCCUCUUUUCCUUCAGCUGCCGCAGGCUGAGCUCGGUACAGAGGGAGCUGUCUCUCAGAGAGCUGCUGUUCCUGCACUGCUGCUGGCCGGACGGGGACCAGGACCGAAUCUUUCAGUUCAUCCUGGACCAUCCGCACCUCAUCCUCUUCACCUUCGACGGCCUGGACGAGCUCAUGCAGAGCUUCUCAGACUCAGAGCAGAGGCACUGCUGCCCCACCCAGUGUGCCCCAGUCCCCACCCUGCUCUUCAACUUGCUGCAGGGAUCCCUCAUGAAGGGGGUGAGGAAGGUGGUGACCAGCCGGCCAGAGGCAGUGGGUCCCACCCUGAAGCGGUACCUUCGCAAGGAAGUCCUCUUGAAAGGCUUCUCGCCUGGCGGGAUCGACUGCUUCGUGAGGAAGUAUCAUCGCGACCCGAUGGUGGCCACCAGGGUCCUGGAGUGUCUACGAAGCAACACAGCUCUACUGGGCCUGUGUCACAUCCCGGUUUUCUGCUGGAUUGUGUCCAAGUGUUAUAAGGAGCUGCUGGGCUGUGGAGAGGGAGAGGGCAGUCCCCAGACCAUCACAGAUGUUUACCUCAUGAUCCUGCAGCAUUUCUUCCAGCGCCGGGCCUCUCAGAGGAACACGAUGGGGAUAGGAUGGGUGCAGGAGCACCAGGAUACUGCCCUGCAUCUGGGGCAGCUAGCCAUGGAGGGCCUGGGGGCCUCUUGUUACAUCUUCACAGGCACAGAGCUACAGAAGUGUGGGGUGACCGAGGAAGAUAUCUGCAUGGGGUUCCUCAUCCGUAGUAAAGACCUCUCCUCCUCCACUAACUGCAAACACUACGAGUUCCUGCACAUUACCAUGCAGUGCUUCUUUGCUGCUCUCUACAUUGUCCUGAACAAUAACUCGGACCGCUCCACCAUCCCUAAGCUCUUUCAGCCGCAGGACAAGCAGCAACAGCCUGGCUUUCACAGGGCGUGUCUGGGGCACUGCUUGACCCAACAAGAAGGGGCCUUGAAGGAGGCCAAUAAGGCAGCAGAGACACCCAACCUCCAGAUAACAGCCACUUUUGUGUCUGGGCUCUUGGCUCAGCGCCACCGUAGCCUGCUGCUUCUCUCCUGCCCUGGGCCCACUCUGGACAGGAAGUCCAAGCAGGUGGUGACGUGCCUGUCCAAAGGCAUGCAGAAGCACUUUAAAUCCAUCCCUCGGCCCGUGGAGGGGGAGAAGAAGAGCAUGCACGCCAUGCCGGGCUUCGUGUGGCUCAUCAAGUGCAUCCAUGAGAUGCAGGACAGCAGGAUCGCCAGAGACGCUAUGGCUAAGCUAGAGGUGGAACACCUGAAGCUGACCUAUUGUAACAUAGGCCCUGGGGAGUGUACUGCACUGGCCUACGUGCUCCAGCACCUUAGGAACCCUGUGGGGCUUCAGCUAGACUACAACUAUGUAGGAGACGUUGGCGUGGAGCAGCUGCUGCCUUGCCUGCAUGUCUGCCACUCUGUAUACCUGAGACACAAUAACAUAUCAGAUGAUGGAAUUCGUAAAUUGAUUGAAAAAGGCAUCCAGUGUGAGCACUUUCAGAAGAUUGCGCUCUUCAACAACAAGCUAACUGAUGCCUGCACAGAGUGCUUCGCUCACCUCCUGAAGAUGAAACAUAAUUUUCUCUCUCUAAGGCUGGGAAACAAUAACAUCACAGCAGCAGGGGCAGGGCAACUGGCGGAGGGACUGAGGUUCAAUCGGUCACUACAGUUCUUGGGGCUUUGGGGAAAUAAAAUAGGUGAUAAAGGUGCAGAGGCCAUUGCCAAUGCUCUCAAAGACAGCCAAACCUUGGUGUGGCUCAGCCUGGUAGACAAUGGUGUUGGCAAUGCAGGAGCAUGUGCUCUUGCCCCACUCAUCAAGAACAGUACGCUAGAGGAGCUGUGGUUAACCAAAAACUGCAUCACAAGAACAGGUGUGGAGUGUCUAAUACUGGCUCUUGAAAGCAACAAUAGUGUGAAGGCAGUGUGGUUGAAAGGUAAUGAGCUCAGCCCAGAAGAGGUGGAGGAGAUGACACAGCGGGAACCCAGGCUUACAUUCUGAUGAUGCCAAGUGCGGGUCAACUAUACUGGAGUAUUAUUGUUUACAGCCAUGUGUAUGUCUGUUUGUAAUUUAUGUAACUUCAUCAGUAGCAUUUCUCUUAAAAUGGUAGUUGUGUUAUUUAUAGGUUAUUAUAUGUUUUUACGUACAUUAUGGAUCAUGUUGGAUGUGUUGUUCUCUAUGAUGUAAACAGUGUGGGCAAGCUUGUUUUAUCCAUUCACAAUAAGUAGCAACCUCUGACCUGCUCUGCUACUACAGGCAGCUUGUUUGGUAGCAUUCUUUUCAUAUUAGUCAUAUUAGUCAUUGUGAUAAGGAACUGGUCUGACACUUGUUUUAUGUAAGCACCGUUGGGUGUGAGCCUAUUGUUUCUGGCUAAUUAUCAAAUAACAGUCAGGUAUUUGAACUGGUACAUCAGUAUUCUUAUGUACCCUACCCUAUUGUACACUGACUGACUGGAAGUGCCAGUAUGUUUGAUGACACGGGUUGAUUCAGUGGUAACAUGACUCUUAUUUUAUCAGUGAAUCACUAACGGUGAUUACAUUAGUCCUAUUGUGUCAGUGCUCUAUGGUGGGGAUAGAACGACUUGUUACAUUAUGUCACCUUGCCUACUGAGAAAUGUUAAUGUAGGUUAUAACAUUUUUAAAAUGCACUAUGCAGAAAUCUCUCCGCCGUUUUCUGGUUCGGGAAAAUCGAAUAGUUCGCUUAAUUUCAGUUUAUGUGACAACAAGCAAGUAUAGUGUAGAGAAUACCAAAAAGUUACAAAUUGCAGCUUUAAUUUGAAGUAAAACAGCAAUUCAGUGUACUAUUAAUGACAUAUAAUUUCUCCAAAAUAUAAUAUGAAGAAUUCACGUGCUGCUUUUAUCAAUAUUUGCACAUCAUUCUGCACUCAUCACAAGUAAUUUGCAUGUCAACACACACACAUGCCUGGUUUGAAUUACAUGAAUCUGUCUACACUAUACAAGUCACAGUAUAGAAGAUCCCAGACCUAUCAACAGCACUGUUAAUGUGGGAGGCAAUUAAUUAUUUAUAUAAACCCUGCACUGCUGAUGGUUUGUAUUGGCCAUUGAGAGGCUUUGAAGUAGACGUUGACCAAUUAUGAUUUUUUAACGCCGAUACCGAUUGUUGGAGGACCAAAAAAAGCCGAUACCCAUUAAUUAAUAUAUAUAUAUAUAUAUAUAUAUAUAUAUAUAUAUAUAUAUAUAUAUAUUUGUAAUAAUGACAAUUACAACAUUACUGAAUGAACAAUGAACACUUUUAUUUUAACUUAAUAUAAUACAUAAAUCAAAUCAAUUUAGUCUCAAAUAAAUAAUGAAACAUGUUCAAUUUGAUUUAAAUAAUGCAAAAAACAAAGUGUUGGAGAAGAAAGUAAAAGUGCAAUAUGUGCCAUGUAAAAAAGCUAAAGUUUUAAGUUCUUUGCUCAGAACAUGAGAACAUGAAUGCCGGUAGUUCCUUUCAACAUGAGUCUUCAAUAUUCCCAAUUGAGAAGUUUUAGGUUGUAGUUAUAGGAAUUAUGACGUGUCAACUAUUUCUCUCUAUACCAUUUGUAUUUCACAUACCUUUGACUAUUGGAUAUUCUUAUAGGCACUUUAGUAUUGCCAUCCUAAUCUCGGGAAUUAAUAGGCUUGAAGUCAUAAACAGCGCUGUGCUUCAGGCAUUGCUAAGAGCUGCUGGCAAACGCAGUAAAGUGCUGUUUGAAUGAAUGCUUACAAGCCUGCUGCUGCCUACUACCGCUCAGACUGCUCUAUCAAAUAUCAAAUCAUAGACUUAAUUAUAAUAUAAUAAACACAGAAAUACGAGCCUUUGGUCAUUAAUAUGUCAAAUCCCGAAACUCAUUUUGAAAACAAAACGUUUAUUCUUUAAGUGAAAUACGGAACCGUUCUGUAUUUCUUCAGAACGGGUGGCAACCCUAAGUUUAAAUAUUGCUGUUACAUUGCACAACUUUCAAUGUUAUGUCAUAAUUAUGUUCAAUUCUGGCAAAUUAAUUACGGUCUUUGUUAGAAGGAAACGGUCUUCACACAUCUCGGAACGAGCUAGGCGGCCCAAAUUGCUGCAAACUGUCCGGGGGCUGCAUUUAUUGUAGCUGAAAAUGUUAACAAAGCCUUGAGAACAAUGCUACCUAAAUUUGAUCAGCAUAUUGAUUGCACGACACGAAGGGCAAAUACUCUUUUUUUUAUACA
Messenger RNA from Oncorhynchus kisutch (coho salmon), 6166 nucleotides. It is a transcript of the gene nod2, whose product is annotated as nucleotide-binding oligomerization domain containing 2. Gene Ontology annotation, molecular function: protein binding. Lineage: Eukaryota; Metazoa; Chordata; Actinopteri; Salmoniformes; Salmonidae. Bases 900 to 3992 code for a protein of 1030 amino acids. Gene Ontology annotation, biological process: regulation of apoptotic process. The transcript is spliced from 12 exons. The record is from RefSeq and is a predicted model, not a curated record.